Molecule: messenger RNA, 861 nt
Organism: Daphnia carinata
Lineage: Eukaryota; Metazoa; Arthropoda; Branchiopoda; Diplostraca; Daphniidae
Gene: Ski6
Product: exosome complex component RRP41-like
Exons: 6
Coding region: 91-831 (246 amino acids)
Biological process (GO): U4 snRNA 3'-end processing; rRNA catabolic process; nuclear mRNA surveillance
Cellular component (GO): nucleolus; nuclear exosome (RNase complex); cytoplasmic exosome (RNase complex)
Source: RefSeq, a predicted model, not a curated record
GACUGUCUCGUGUGCGAUAGCAGUUCGUCUGCUCCAGCACGUUUUAAAAAAACAUUAUUAACUUAUUUAGCUGAAUUAGUUAUUCUAAAUAUGUCAGGCACUGAGCUUUUAUCUGAUCAAGGUUUGAGAAUUGAUGGACGGAAGCCGAAUGAAUUACGCAGGAUUCGCUGCUCGCUUGGCAUUUUUGCUCAAGCUGACGGAUCAGCUUACUUAGAACAGGGCAAUACAAAAGUCCUUGCUGCUGUUUAUGGACCACAUGAAAUUCGAGGAUCAAAAUCAAAGGCACUGCAUGACAAAGCAUUUGUCAAUUGUCAGUACAGUACAGCAACAUUCAGCAUGGGAGAGAGGAAACGCAGGCCUAGAGGUGAUCGAAAGAGCACUGAAAUGUCAACUCAUUUGGAGGAGACGUUUGCAGCAGCCAUAAGGACUGAAUUGUAUCCAAGAUCCCAAAUUGACAUAUUUGUAGAGGUCCUGCAAGCUGACGGCGGAAACUACACUACGUGCGUGAAUGCCGCCAUGAUGGCGCUGGUAGAUGCCGGAGUUCCUCUCAAAGACACUGUUGUAUCUUGCACUGCCUCCCUAGUCAAGGACAUGCCUCUUGUGGAUGUGAAUCACGUUGAGCAAAGUGGCGGGAGUCCUGAACUGGUCGUUUCAAUUCUACCGCACUCGGGAGAGAUUGUUUACAUGUCGCUAACUCAACGUUUCCACAUCGACCACCUCAGUAAAGUUCUGGAUACGGCCAUUAAGGGAUGCAAGGACAUUGGCGCCAUUUUGAAAGAAAUUAUGAAGGGGCAUCUGACCAAGUUGGACACUUCAUUGCAAGCCUCGUGAGAGCGAAAAUAAAAUGACUGGAAUUUCGAA